Molecule: messenger RNA, 2602 nt
Organism: Liolophura sinensis
Lineage: Eukaryota; Metazoa; Mollusca; Polyplacophora; Chitonida; Chitonidae
Product: probable tRNA (uracil-O(2)-)-methyltransferase
Exons: 11
Coding region: 170-2311 (713 amino acids)
Biological process (GO): tRNA methylation
Molecular function (GO): tRNA (uridine) methyltransferase activity
Source: RefSeq, a predicted model, not a curated record
GUCAGCGCCCAUGGGUCAAUGACACACGCGAUGACAACAUUGCCUGUCGUGCGUAGUACCAGUAUGUCGGUGUAACAUGUUAAAAAAACGGGCUUUCUUCCUGAAAACUCAUUAACCCCAACAAGAUUUAUUCCACCGAUUAUUUAUUUUAGACGCUGUUUCGAUCACUAUGGGGAAAACAGACGAUUUAAAGACAUUAUUGUGCGAUCUGACAUUUGAAAAGGUGGAUGAGAAAACUUUGUCGGGCAGUCAGGACGGUUUUUGCCGUGCGUUGUCUGUCUGGUUGAACAAGCCUCAUGUUGUGAACCGGCGGUUGUCAGGUGCUCAGAUCCUGUGUACAUUAGUGACAGACCUGAGAUUAGGCUCCGUUAGUCUCAUACAAGUUAUCGGUGACAUUUUACUCAAAUAUGAAGACGACAGAACAUGCGGAGCAGUUGAUAAACAUCUUGAUUCGGAGCGUCUAGCAGUUGACGUAGACAAUUUAGAUGCAGUUGAUCCUUCCUCCACUGUGAUUGUUCUGAGAGAUCUUCACCCCAAGCAGCUGGAUAGAUACUUGAUUCUGCGGGAAUUAGUAAUAUUUGACAAACUUGAGCAGACAGCAUUGUUUUGUCCAAUCUCCAAACGCAGCUGUAAAACUGAUGCCAGCCAUCGAGGAGAGCUAACUCAGGUGUCACAUACAGAGAUUAACAGCUGUCUGCAGAGAGAGUUAAAAUACAGGGUUUCCUUCAAGCCAGGGUCAGAUGAAAGUGACAGCAGUGUGUUGAUGGAGUAUAGCUACAACAGUGAGUUGGAGACAUCUGCUAAACCCCAAUCCCACGUGACCACUGAAUGGCUGAGAGAUGUAUUACUGGUAAAGCUGUGUAGAUGGGCUGAGCUGGAGAACCUCAGGACUGAAGUAACAUCUCUGAAACUGGUGCCUGUAGACAAGUAUGCUCUUAAAUAUCAGCACUUGAAACAGAAAUAUGGGACAGAGCUGGUCAAGAUUUGGCCUGAAAGUACAGAUCCUCAGAAAUUUGUUUACGAAGACAUUGCAAUAGCAACAUAUUUACUGUUAUUGUGGGAGGAGGAAAGGCAGAAGACAGGACUGACACACAGACAGAGGUUUGUGGACCUGGGCUGUGGAAAUGGACUACUUGCCUACAUUCUAACAAUGGAAGGGCACAGAGGGCUUGGGAUAGACGUGAGAAGACGAAAGAUUUGGGACAUGUUUGGAUCCACUGUAAAUCUUCAGGAGUCCUCUAUUACUCCUUCAGCUUGCAGUUUGUUUCCUGAAUAUGAUUGGCUGAUAGGUAACCAUAGUGAUGAACUAACUCCAUGGAUACCUGUCAUGGCAGCGAGGUCUUCCUACACCUGUAGUUACUUUGUGCUGCCGUGUUGUCUGCAUGACUUUGAUCGGCGGUUCAGUCUGAAGGAGUCAGGGAGGAGUCAGUACAGAACUUACCUGGAUUUUGUCAUGGAGGUGGGAAAGGUCUGCGGCUUUGAGGUUCUAGAGGAUACCCUACGCAUACCAUCAACAAAGAGGGUGUGUUUUGUGGGCAACAAGAGAACAUAUAAUCCAACAGAGGAAUCUGACAUUGAUGAGCAGAGAUCUCACUACAUUGCACAGAGAUGUCUGAAAACACCUAUCCGAAAUAAGAUCAGUUCCAGCAGCAUAACACCAAUGUCAUCAGGGCAAAGAUCGAGGGAGAGUGACUCUGAAACUUUCCCAGAAACAAAAAGGGGCAGACUGGAUCUCCCUGCUGGAUGCCAGGAAAGUCCCUCUCAUGGGGCAGGUUCAGAUCAGGCUAAUACUGAAACAGAACAAUGGGCUUCAGAAUUUCAGCCAAGAAACAGUAAGGAAUGUUCCAGAAACUGUAGAGAUGUGGACAGAGGUACGAAAGAAGGUAUUGUGAUGAAGGUGUUUGAGAGGGUGCUGGCAGCAGAUAGGGAUGAGGUCAAGGUCACUGCAGAUGGACGGACGUGGCACAUAGGAGGAUCUUUGCCUCUGCCAGAAGCGGCGGCCAUGUUUGAUCGUGAUGUGCUACAACAGUUAAAGUGUGAAUGUGGAGGGAUUCAGACAUUGCUGCGUAACUACCAUUAUAUAUUUGAAGUCUUUGGCGGUUGUGUUCGUCUGAGGGAUACUUCUAUUCCUCGACCACCAAAAAGAUCUAAGAAGAAAAGUUCCAAGGGCAAUCCAAAGGACUUGAACAAAACAUUUCUGUGUUGGUUUCAUGAUCAUCACCCUGAUGGCUGCCCAAGUACUGAUCUGGCCUGUAGUUACGCUCAUGGCCCUGCUCAGCUAAGGGAGAGACCAAACAUUGACCCGUCCUGAUAUUUGGUGAUGUUUGUAAAUAAAAUUUAAAAUAAAAUCACUAGUUAAGAAUGACAUAAUUGUACACCAGUUCUCAGCCAUUCAUGCCCACAGCCUUCGAAGUAAUAGUUGUAUGAGUUUCAAGGUCAGUUGCUAUUGACGUCAUUGAGGUGCCUCCCAGAUAUUCGUCACUAUUCUGAGAAGAAGUCAUGGAGAUUCCGACACCUUGUUCACUGUUCCAGGAGCCUCGGUGACAGUAAACUGUCUGCAGCGAUCGUAAGACCAUUGACCUUGAUAGAGUCACACACCGAG